Messenger RNA from Xiphophorus couchianus (Monterrey platyfish), 6000 nucleotides. Its product is annotated as tetratricopeptide repeat protein 39B-like. NCBI's taxonomy places the organism in Eukaryota, Metazoa, Chordata, Actinopteri, Cyprinodontiformes, Poeciliidae. Gene Ontology annotation, molecular function: protein binding. The record is from RefSeq and is a predicted model, not a curated record. The transcript has 18 exons. The coding region runs from base 1198 to 2856 and encodes 552 amino acids.
UUUUCUGUUUCCUUGUUGUUUUUCAGAACUAUGUGUUUAACUUUGACUGAGGUUUAGAAAUGUCUGUAGUUGCUCACAUUGUUUCUGCAGCUCCCUGCAGUUUGAGCUGUUUAUCCACAGUGAACAGAUUCAUAUUGAGUAUUUUCCUCCAUGCGCCUCAGGCUGUCUGGCUGAGUCUGGCUGUGCAGCGCGGCUGGUUGGACGUUGGAAGCUGGAUGGCUGCAGCCUGCAGGCAGAGUUCCUCUUUAUGAGGCUGCAGCUGGAUGCGGUUAUGUAAGGAGCUGUUGUACAGCUAUUAUUAGCCUGUUACUGAGGCUCUAAAGAAACACUGUGAGGUUUACUGUUGAAGCCGCACAAAUAUGCUUUGGGAAAAUACAGACAGGUGGAGGUGGGCAGGAUGGUUUUGUAUUUAAAAAUGAAAUGCAGAUUAGUUUUGAGCAAAAGGGAAUUUUUUUGUGAAACGGCUUCCUCACUGAAAGUGAAAACUGAGAUUUGAAAUGUGAGACUCUGGUUUUCUGAGGACUUUGUGUACGAGCUUUUCUAAAUUAGCAUUUCAGCAGAUCCUUUAGCGGUUUGUUUUCUGGACAAGGCCACGUCUCCAGCCUGCAUACCCGUCACACCCAAACUGUUACAAAAUGCUGCAAAGCAAAAGUUUUACUGCAGCCUCACAAUGACGAGCCUUGAACUGAUGACUCAACAUGGAGAAAUUCAGUUUAUAAAGCUAUCAGACGGACUAUUCUAAUGCUGGUAAAUGCCAUCCAUCCAUUGUGAAACCCAGAGGUCUUUAAAAUGCGGCUCCGGAUUCAGUGGAAUCUCCAGCGCCCCCUACAGUGAGACAGGCCAAACCGCACAUCGUAGAGAUCUGAAAUCUCUGCUAAUCAAGAAAAAAAGUCUCUUGAAGUUGAGUCCUAAAAUGUACAGGGAGGCGGCCAUUUUGGAUCAAAUCAUUAUUUUUGGUCAUUUUUGACAUUUACACACCAGGAACAAUGAAAAGUUAUCAAAAUGUAACGUGUUUCAACAUUUCACCAAAAUAUGUUGUAGCAGAGGGUUUGGGCUGACCUGUGAUGAUCCUGUAUCUAAAGUAUCUAAAGUGUUUGAUCCGGAUUUAUAACGAAGCAGAGCAGGUAGCUCACCUCUGUGUUUCUGUUUCAGGACUGCUUUGAGGAUGCCUUCGAUCGGAUACCUUCGGCUUGUCAGAUGGACCUGCACACUGCCAUCCAGGAGACUCAGUGCGCUCUCAACCUCGUCCUCAACAACAGGUUCUCUCAGGCUCUGGACCUGCUCCAGCCGUGGUGGAAGCACAGCAUGUACCACGCUCUGGGCUACAGCAGCAUCCUGGUCAUGCAGGCCACCAUGACCUUUGACCAGAAGGACAUCCAGACGGCCAUGGAGACCAUCAAGCAGGCGCUGCAGACCUGCCACCGGUUCAGAAAGAGAAACUCGGUGGUCGGUUCUCUGUCCAGCCUGAUCAGCAAGCAGUCCAACUUACAGGAAGAGGAAAUGCAUGCAGAGCUCUGCUACGCCGAGUGCCUUCUGCAGAAAGCAACGCUCACUUUCAUCCAGGAUGAGAACAUGAUCAGUUUCAUAAAAGGAGGAAUCAAGAUUCGAACAAGCUACCAAAUCUACAAGGACUGUCAGAACGUGCUGAACAUCAGCCAGGACAAGGCGGAGCAGUUUAACUCCUUCAAACAGUUUGAGGGCGGAGUCAAGCUGGGCAUCGGCUCUUUUAACCUGAUGCUGUCUCUCCUUCCUCAGAAGAUUUUAAGGUUGUUGGAGUUUAUUGGCUUCUCAGGAAACAGGAGUUUUGGUUUGUCUCAGCUGAGGGAGGGAGCAGCCAGCCAAAGUUUGCGUUCGAUAAUCUGUGUGCUGACUCUGCUCUUCUAUAACACUUACGUGUCUCUGAUCCUGGGAACGGGGGAGGGGAACCUGAUGGAGGCUGAAGCUCUGCUGGAGCCGUACCAACAAAAAUACCCCAAAGGCUCCAUAAUCCUCUUCUACUCCGCUCGCAUCGCCACCCUACGAGGAAACUUUGAGAAGGCGCGGUCCAGGUUUGAGGAGUGCAUCAGCAGCCAGCAGGAGUGGAAGCAGAUCCACCACCUGUGUUACUGGGAGCUGAUGUGGACUCACUCCUUCCAGCAGGAGUGGCAGCAGGCGUACCGAUACGCUGACCUGCUGUGCAAAGAGAGCCGCUGGUCAAAGGCGAUCUAUAUGUACCAGAAAGCAGCGAUUCUCAGCAUGAUGACGGAAGACGACGUGAGGAAGACUGGCGAAGACAUCGUAGAAGUCUUUAGGCAGGUGGAGGCGCUGAAACAGCGGCUGGCUGGGAAGUCCAUCCCCAUGGAGAAGUUUGCAGUGAGGAAAUCCAGGCGCUACAAAGCUGCUCAGCCCGUCCCGCUGGUCGUUCCUGCUCUGGAGAUGAUGUACGUCUGGAACGGCUUCACCAUCGUAGGGAAGAGAGCCGACUACACCGAGUCUCUGCUGGUCACCAUCGAGAAAGCUGAGCAGCAGCUUCGCAACGACACAAAUCCGUCCGAGUUCCACCCAGACGACAGCAGCCUGGUCCAGAUGUUGAAGGGUCUCUGCCUGAAACAUCUGGGCAGGUUGCUUCAGGCUGAGCUCUGCUUCACGCAGGUCCUCUCCAGCGAGAGUCGCAUCAGGUACGACCACUACCUGAUCCCGUUCUCCCUCUAUGAGUUGGGUCUGCUGUACAAACAACAGGGCGACUUCGUUAAGGCCGCCACUUACAUUGAAAAAGCCAAGACGAACUACAAGGAUUACUCCAUGGAGUCCAGGCUUCACUUCAGGAUCCACGCGGCGCUCAGCAGCCUGAAAGGCUCGCCUGUCAGCACGCCGUGACCUCAGCGGGAAAACCUCCGGUUCUCUUCACGCUUCAGCAUUCACACUAACACAGAUCGCUUUCAGCUCCAUAAACCUGACGGAGCUGCAGCUUCAGGUUCCAGGCAGAGCUUUCCCAUUGUCCGUUUAUUCAGAAGUUAAUGAUCCAUUAAGGAAGUCAGAUUGGAUUUGUUCACAAACGGUUCUGCUGCAUCUUUCAUCACCAAAAGCACAAAGUAAAAACCAAACUUAUUAUUCCAAAAAAGAGCAAAACUUCUGGAAAAAAAUGACAAAUAGGAUUUUAACUGCCUGUCUUUGGCUUUAUUUUACUUAAAUUAUUAUGUUAAAACAGAAAUUAUGACCCUACACUACAAUAAAUAAUAAUAAAAUGUGUAUUUUUAGGAUAAACUGCUAAAUUACAGUACAAAUAGUGAAACCCUAAAGUAUGCAGUCAGUCUAAGAGGAGAAACGCGUCGCGCUACGCAGUCACAGCCUUUUCACCAGCGGUGGCCCUAAACAAAGCAGCUGAAUUCACUCAUUCCAAGCUCACACACACACAAGCUGUUUUGCACAUCUGAAGGAGAUUACACACACAAACGGCGGAAAUUGCACAUUUUUAGCAGCAAUAGAGGAUUUUUUUGUUGUUGUUAUUGGAUGAUUUGUCAGGUUUUUGUUGGGUUCAUGCUGAGAAGCCGAAGGUUUUAAUUUAUUGUUGAGUUUCUCAAACACAGAGCAGCUUUUGAUUCAGUCGAGGUUUCUGCACCAUUAGUUAGCUUAGCAUUUAGCUACCAGUUUUGCCACAUUUUAACAACUUUUUCCCUUAAAUAUCGACCCUGUGGGGUCCCACAGGGUCCGGCACUCGGACCAUUUCUAGUAUCGGUUCCUUUAAAUGAAAUGAAAACCCAAACGGUGCUGUUCUCCAGAAACGGCAGACGACUUUCAGAAAAGGCAAACAACUAAUUUUAUUCAUAGUCUAAAAUUAUUAAACUGUAACAAAAACACAGUGUUUUGUUGUUGAAGAUGAAGGAAACUCAACAUCAUCAUCUUCAUUAGUUCAGCAAAACACGUCAGCAUUUACAUUAAUGUUGUGAUUAAACAUGGAGUUCCACAAGGUUGUGUACUUGGUACGCUAUGUUUUAAAUGUACUUUUUUAGGUUGGAUAAAUAUUUUCACUUCUGUUAUAACUUAAUUACAGAACAUUACAGUUCCCCAGACAAGCUAACCAACUUGUCUUGUUAUGACAUGCUUUAAGUAAGAAACGAAGGAGCCAUGAAGAGUCGAUGGCGGUUAGUAACAGAUGAGAAAUGAGAAAUAAAAAGCAUCUGAGUGUUACAAUGGCUCGGUACCAGAACGUCUGUCGUUCAGCUUUACAUGGUACAAUCAAUGUACUCUUUGAUUAGCACAUUGAAAAUACUAAUAAUAAUAGGAAGUUUGACUGCUAACGAGAUUAAAACAUUAUAUUUUCACUGAAAAAAAAACUCAGAGGCAUUUUAGGAAACAUUUUUAGAACAAACCUCCUGAUUUUAAAUUAUGAAGCAGCAGGAUGUGGAUUCUUUAUCACUUCAGAGAGAUUAUUUUAUUUUAUUCAUUUAUUUGCAGCUCUGUCUCUGAGAAAUAAUAACCGUCACUCGCAUGGCUGCUCAGCCCUCGAAGGAUUGAAGCUUUAAUUUUAUUUUAUGUUUGUAAAGUUUUGAACAAAUUGCCUUUUUGUUUUCUGUUUUGUUGCUUUAUAGCCUGAAAUAUGCUGUAAAUCCUACAGACAUUAGAUCAAAAGUACAUUUAUAAGAAUAUGGAGAGCGACUUUAUAGUGUAUCGUAAAUGUAAGCACAAUCUAUUUUCUCCAAAACAUGGAUCAAAAAUAAUAAUUCUUUAUAUUUUAGUUCAAUGACAUUCUGAGGGAGGAAAAGCCUUGAGAGGUUUUGGAUUAAUAGAAAUGAUGAAAAUGUAUUUUUUGUUAUUUUCUGUGAGCUUGAAGUCGUUUCUGCUUCCAUUGAACCAUCAGAGCCUCUGAAUGUUUCUGUCGUCUCAACAACUUGAUGCUUCAAGUGCAGAAAACUUUGCUCGUAGUGAUUCUGGAGGAUUCGUGGCAACGAACAGAGUCUGAGAGAGAAAUGCUCCUGGAAACAGGAGAGGUCAAAGGGCAAACUCCACUUCUUUUAUUUUGAGGUUUUAAUUUGGUUGUGAUAAAACCGAUGGGAUAUUAUUUAUUUUUUUAACAAAUAGAAGUUUUUCAUUGACUGUCUGGUUGUCUUGAUUUAUUAUGAUUUAGAAUAAAUGGUGUAAAAAUUAAUGUUGUUUUGUAACAAAAUACUGAAUAACAGGAUUUCUGUGGUUAAAUGAAAUCAUUUAUGGCUUAUGGAGAAAAUUAUGAAGUUAAGAUUUUGACUGAUAAAGCAAAGUUUUGACAAAAUUUAUUUUAAAUGAUCAGGCAGGAAGUGAAAUGAAGCCUAAAUAACUAAAUAAUAAAACAAUCAAGUAAAAAUUGUUCAAAAUGAGAAAUUAAAGCUGCAGUGUUAGAAAAUUAUAUAUUUUUAAAUAUUUGUUGAAACUGUUUCCAUGUUGUGACAGAUAAUCGGUUAAAAAUAAAUAUAUUAAUCUCCCCUGGCUUAGGAGGCGGGGUCUUAGUGCUGUUAAUCAUCCUCUGUGUGAUGCUGCUCAUCCGCCUCUCUCAAUGCUAGUUAGCCUAGCCACCGAUGACAACAGAUAAACAGUUUUCCUGUAACACUAAGCAGUUUCUUUGCCACCAGCACAUUUAACAGCGAGUUCAUGAGAAUGAUUGACAGCGCUAAGCCCCGCCUCCUCGCUCUGAUUGGCUACUUUUGGUGCAUUUCUUCAGAUAGCUGCUCAGAGGAGAUCAACAUUUUCACAGAUGAUCUCUCUCAUAACAAACAUUAAAAAGAUCAUCUUAAUAAAAAUGACGUACUACAGCUUUAAAUGUUUUUUGCAGUGACUCGUUUCGUUGCCACGACCUUUGACUCCUGUAAGUGUCUCUCGGUGUUUUGUCCAGGUGAUGAACGUCGGUGCCUCUGUGUGUGUCUGGUCUCCAUUUCCAGGAUGUUGCAUGUUAUUUAAUAUAAUCUUUGGUUUUUAUUGUCCUGUUGAGAUCAAAGCCUUUUACUCUGGUGAUCAUUUGGUGCAAUAAAGUGGAAACAGGAAUGUUGUUCA